This is a messenger RNA of Epinephelus lanceolatus (giant grouper), 1298 nucleotides long. Its product is annotated as ER membrane protein complex subunit 3. Gene Ontology annotation, cellular component: EMC complex; membrane. Gene Ontology annotation, biological process: protein folding in endoplasmic reticulum. The record is from RefSeq and is a predicted model, not a curated record. Lineage: Eukaryota; Metazoa; Chordata; Actinopteri; Perciformes; Serranidae.
UUCCGCUCUAACCGGAAGUGCUUCGUCGUGUUUUAAAACUGCGGAACGUGUGCGUCGCAAACUCACAAAGUUCUUAAAUGUGAACGUCUCCCAGUCUGUGUGUCAGUUGGCUGGUUGAACAGAGAGCGAUGGCCAGUCCAGAGCUCCUGCUGGACUCCAGCAUUCGGAUGUGGGUGGUCCUACCCAUCGUCUUCAUCACCUUCUUCGUAGGGGUCAUCCGCCACUACGUCACCCAGCUGCUCCACAGCGACAAGAAGAUCGACCUGGAGCAGGUUUCUGACAGCCAGGUGCUCCUGCGCAGCCGCAUCCUCAGAGAGAAUGGAAAGUACAUUCCCAGACAGUCUUUCGCCAUGAGGAAACAUUAUUUCAACAACACAGAGACUGGCUUCUUCAAGAAGGUCAAGAGGAAGGUCGUCCCUAAGAACCCCAUGACAGACAGCAGCAUGUUGACAGACAUGAUGAAGGGAAACCUGACCAACGUCUUGCCCAUGAUUGUGAUUGGUGGAUGGAUCAACUGGGCCUUCUCUGGAUUCGUCAUAACCAAGGUGCCGUUCCCUCUGACUCUGAGGUUCAAACCCAUGUUGCAGAGAGGAAUUGACCUGCUGUCUCUGGACGCCUCCUGGGUGAGUUCAGCGUCCUGGUACUUCCUGAAUGUGUUUGGACUGAGGAGCAUGUACAGCCUCAUACUGGGACAGGACAACGCUGCUGACCAGUCACGGAUCAUGCAGGACCAGAUGACGGGCGCUGCCAUGGCGAUGCCCCCUGACCCCAACAAGGCUUUUAAGAGCGAGUGGGAGGCGCUGGAGAUCGUGGAACACAAGUGGGCGCUGGAGAACGUGGAGGAGGAGCUGAUGUCCAGAGACCUGAACUUUGGAAACUUCUUCAGCCAGGACAUCAAGUCCACCAUGUUCUAGAUCGACGGGGACCUGCGAGCUCUGGAGCGUCUGCGGAAGGAUCCUCUGAGGCGUGGAGCAGAUCAGUUCGAGGGUUCCCAGAUGUUCCAGAUCACCAGGUUGUUUCAGUAAACCAGCAGAUUCUGCACCAGGUCUGAUCAGACGAAUCCUCUCAGGAAGGUGUUUCUCUCUGGGUGUGACGCAGAAAUCUGGAGCUGCGUUUAAAGACGACUGGGACGUUUUUAUGGAGCUUUAAAUGGCAGCAGGCGUGUUGUUGUUGUUCUCACCCUGCAGGACGGACACUUUGCAUGUACUUUUCUACACUGUGGUCAUCCAGCUGAGGCUGUAAUCCAGAGCGACUUGAAGUGAGUGCCAACAGUUUAAUAAAGGUGCCAUCACAACUAA